AGGAAUAACUCUCGAAUUGGUGUUUCUGGGUGUUAUGACGGAACGUGCGCGUGAAAUUGUUAACCAGCGAGUGUUUAGAGUGACAUGUGAGAUCUUGCAGCAGUGAAUUAAGCGAGUUAUCCUGGGCGUCCGUGGCGUGGAAAUAGAAAUCGGCGCUUGUAAUCCCCUCGCAGAGCGCACAGGGCCUGGUGAGGCCACAUUGGGCUCUUGGUAAGCUCAGCCCACCUUCUCGCCACAGCCCGACGCACUUGAGAGGAGCUUGAAAGUGCAUUGAGCGCUCGUCCUGCUAGCGUUAGCUUGGCGGAUUUAGUGACAGUCGUGAAGAUUGUCGCGGUCAUUCGCAGACAAAGACGAGACAAUGCCUCCAUGGAGGAAUGCGGCGCGCGCCUGAAUAUUAUUUUGGAGUCGACAAAGUUACGACACAACCUUAAUACGACGUUGCAGACAGUUUGAGAGCUACAGGGCCAGAAGCAUGACUGAGCAGCAGGAGCACUCCGAAGAAACAGGUCUAUUGUCUACACAGGACCUGGACGCCUCCAAGGAUGAAGAUGCGCAUGGACACCUCAGGUUUCAUCUGAUUGAAGAGCUGUCCUAUGAGGAUGUCAAAAAAUGUUACCGUGGCUCGUGUGUGUCUUGCAGCGACUUGCUUCAGGCCAUGGAUGAGUGUGUGUGUGUGUACGGCGCCAACGUGCUGAGCCUGGUGCAGAGCUCGCCGCCUCUGAGGGAGCGCGUGGUGUCGGCGGUGAGCCGGGUCGGAGCGGCCGGCGGCUGGAGAGGGAGUUCCGGUGCCGUGCGAGCCGGCCGGUCCGCCAAGGAGCUGCUCAUGACUCUGCCCUGUCCCUCUGCACAGACUGUCAGCAAGUACAACUCGCAGUACCACAAACUCUUCCAGUGUGUGCCCAAGGAUGAGCUCCUUAUGAAAGUGUACUCCUGCGCUCUUCUCAGAGAUAUCCUCCUCCAAGGCAGGCUUUACAUCUCUAGAAAUUGGCUAUGUUUCUAUGCCAACCUCUUCGGCAAGGACAUUAAGGUGGCUCUCCCCGUUGUCUCUGUGCGGUUGGUGAAAAAGCAUAAAACAGCGGGCCUGGUGCCCAAUGGCUUGGCUAUCACCACAGACACUGGCCAGAAGUAUGUAUUCGUGUCACUUCUAUCAAGAGACAGUGUGUAUGACGUCCUUCGAAGGAUCUGCACACACCUACAGGUCAAUGGGAAGAGUCUGAGUUUAAAGCAGUACAUGGAGGAACCCGCCUUAUCGCUGGAUGAAUUCCCGACCCCUGACGAGUUUCCAGUGGUGGAUGAAUUCCCAUCAGUGUUAAAGUGGAGAAGGAAGCCCUCAGUGGUGUCUGUGUCCUCCUCCCUUCCUGACCUGGUGGGGAACUCCAACAGCAGUCUGAGCACUGCAAGUACACCCUUCAAGUCAGAGCAGCCUUUGGAAGAGCGGGCCCUGCAGACAGACAGAGGCCUUUUAUCAGAGCCAGUGGCAGAGUUGGGCCAGAUGGAAUACCAGCUGCUCAAGUUCUUUACCCUGCUUAUCAUUCUGCUCAUCCUUUCUUCGUGCUACCUGGCAUUCCGUGUCUGCAGUCUGGAGCAGCAGCUCUCCUUCCUCAGCAACCCGCAUUUGCCCCUCAGGGAGAGGUCACUAAUAAUCAAUCAAACUACUAAUUUACUCUAAAUACACACGCAUAAGAUGCCUACUCUAUGUGUGAAUCAAUAGAGGAGGAGGCGAGGCAUAGACCAAAGGCUCCGUCAACUUGUCUUGCUUUCCCGUU
Messenger RNA from Hippocampus comes (tiger tail seahorse), 1766 nucleotides. It is a transcript of the gene gramd2aa, whose product is annotated as GRAM domain containing 2Aa. Gene Ontology annotation, molecular function: phosphatidylinositol-4,5-bisphosphate binding. NCBI's taxonomy places the organism in Eukaryota, Metazoa, Chordata, Actinopteri, Syngnathiformes, Syngnathidae. Bases 473 to 1669 code for a protein of 398 amino acids. The record is from RefSeq and is a predicted model, not a curated record. Gene Ontology annotation, biological process: regulation of store-operated calcium entry. Gene Ontology annotation, cellular component: endoplasmic reticulum membrane; organelle membrane contact site. The transcript has 11 exons.